Molecule: messenger RNA, 1576 nt
Organism: Vitis riparia (riverbank grape)
Lineage: Eukaryota; Viridiplantae; Streptophyta; Magnoliopsida; Vitales; Vitaceae
Product: mannan endo-1,4-beta-mannosidase 5-like
Exons: 5
Coding region: 146-1357 (403 amino acids)
Molecular function (GO): hydrolase activity, hydrolyzing O-glycosyl compounds
Source: RefSeq, a predicted model, not a curated record
AUGAUUCAACCUCUCCUCUGCAAAAAGCAUCCUUAAAUUAGCAAACUUCUCUCUUCAUUUUCUGUCUAUAAAUAACCAGAAAACUCAAUGCAAGUUCCUCACAUCUAAACCAACAAGAAUUCCUAAACCAAACCCAUUUCGUAUAAUGGCAUAUUACCGUAGAAGCAGCCUUCUUUCGGUGCUUUUCCUUCUUGUAGCCCUUGUCUGUGAAGCUAGAGUCCUUCUUCAAUCGCCAGGAUUUGUUCAAACUCAAAAUACUCAAUUCGUCCUGGAUGGUUCCCGUUUCUUCUUCAAUGGGUUUAACUCAUACUGGAUGAUGAACGUAGCAGCCGACCCAAGCCAAAGGAAUAAGAUAUCUGAGGUGUUUGGCCAGGCUACAGCUUCACGACUCAGUGUCUGUAGGACAUGGGCAUUCAAUGAUGGAGGCAAUCAAGCUCUUCAGAUAUCUCCUGGAGUUUAUGAUGAGCGCGUCUUUCAGGGACUUGAUUUUGUGAUCUCGGAAGCAAAAAGGUAUGGAGUCCGCUUGAUAUUGAGUUUAAGCAACAACUACAAAGAUUUCGGAGGAAGGCCGCAGUAUGUGAAUUGGGCUAAAAGUGCUGGUGCCCCGGUGAACAAGGAUGACGAUUUUUACACUAAUGAAGUCGUCAAAGGCUAUUAUAAGAACCAUGUCAAGAGAGUGCUAACAAGGAUCAAUACAAUCACUAGAGUUGCUUACAAAGAUGACCCAACUAUCAUGGCAUGGGAACUGAUAAAUGAACCACGUUGCCAAGUUGAUUACUCUGGAAAAACCCUGAAUGGAUGGAUUCAAGAAAUGGCAACCUAUGUUAAAUCUAUUGACAACAAACACCUGUUGACAGUAGGCAUGGAAGGAUUCUAUGGAGAUUCAAUGCCAGAAAAGAAGGCAAUAAACCCUGGUUACCAAGUUGGCACCGAUUUUAUUAGCAAUCAUCUUAUUAAGGAAAUUGAUUUCACAACCAUCCAUGCAUAUCCUGAUAUUUGGUUGUCAGGAAAAGAUGAUAGCUCGCAAAUGGCUUUCAUGCAAAGAUGGACAAUGAGCCACUGGACAGACUCAAGGACCAUAAUAAAGAAGCCAAUGGUUUUUUCUGAAUUUGGAAAAUCGAGCAAAGACCCGGGAUAUAGUCUAAGUGCAAGGGAUUCAUUCUUGAAUGCUGUUUAUACCAACAUCUACAACUUUGCAAGAAAUGGAGGAAUUGGUGGAGGCUUGGUUUGGCAACUCAUGGGGGAGGGAAUGCAGUCAUAUGAUGAUGGAUAUGAGAUUGUUUUGUCUCAAACUCCUUCAACAAGUGGCCUCAUUACUCAACAAUCCAAUAAAAUGAUAGCCCUUGAUCGUGUAUAAAUAUUAAAGCGCUUAAUUAAGCAGCAGGCUGAAAGCACUUAGAGAGAGUGUUAGCAAUUUAGUGCUUAUGAACUAGGUUUUUAUAGACACAACCAGAUGUACUUCACCAUUGAUUAUUUAUUCAAGAAUUCGUUUCAAUCAAAUUUAUUGUUGUUUUUAAUAUUAUGUGAUGCUAGCAAGAUACAACUGAUGAGAUCAUGUGGAGAAGUAAUCAAACAG